Molecule: messenger RNA, 256 nt
Organism: Closterium sp. Yama58-4
Lineage: Eukaryota; Viridiplantae; Streptophyta; Zygnematophyceae; Desmidiales; Closteriaceae
Source: the annotation of a GenBank genome assembly
CCUCCCCCGCUCCCUGGCGCAGGUGCUAGCUGGCGAUGUAAUCAAGCAUGCGAUCCCGCUGACCGAUCGCAUGCUGACACCUGACAGACAGCUGGAGCUCUUCACCGUCUCCAGGGAGCGGGCUUGGGCGGUGGUGAAGCAGCGGUGGAUCAAGCACCUCAAGACAGAGCUCACCACCCACCUCAAAUGGCGCUAUGAAGCGGAGCAGGUGUCGGACCUGGACAUUCACCUCACCGUGCACUCCGUGUCCGCCAAG